UUUUCAAGUAAAUUAAACUUUCUCAUUUUCAUCUUCACCAAAUAAUACUAAUAAAUGUAUUUUCCAACAAUGGCUUUAAGUUGGAUUAUUACCAUUGCAAACACAAUUACUCUUGGAAACUCGAAAUCACAAUCAUCAAUCGAAUUCAACAAAAAUCAAACGAAUAAGAGUAUCAUAUCUAUUUCGAAUGAAAAGAAUUCCGAGUUUUUUCAAAUGCCUCUUCAUUAUCCGAGAUACACAAAACAUGAUUACGAGAAGAUGGAUGAAUGGAAGAUCGAUGCUCUUCUAAGAGAAUAUGGACUUAAUUUUCAAGGGAGUGUUGAUGAGAAGAGGAGAUUUGCUAUAGGUGCAUUUUUGUGGCCAAAUCAACUUUGAUUUUUGUCCUAAUUUGGUCAUUUAUGUUUUGGUUUUGAGAUUGAGACGGAGUUGUUAUUGUUAUUAUUGUUGUUAUAGAUGUCGUUAUGACUAGUUCGAGUUUAAAUUUGUCCUACUUGUUUAAAUAUAUGAUUCUAACGUGUUUGAGAUUGAGAUGGACCAGUUGUUGUUAUAGCUAGACAAGUUUAAAUUUGUCCUUAUUGGUUAUGUAUGAUCUGUUUUUUCUUAUAUAUUAUAUAGAUAGUGAAAUUUAACUUGUUUCAAA
Solanum pennellii is the source of this 640-nucleotide messenger RNA. RefSeq lists its product as uncharacterized. The transcript has a single exon. The record is from RefSeq and is a predicted model, not a curated record. The coding region runs from base 55 to 375 and encodes 106 amino acids. NCBI's taxonomy places the organism in Eukaryota, Viridiplantae, Streptophyta, Magnoliopsida, Solanales, Solanaceae.